CCUUUUUAUACGACACACCUCGCAACAACCUGGGAAGUCGCACAAUCAUAUUAACAUCAGAAAUGACUUCCACAAAGCAAUAUGAACAAGGCAUCGAAGAAGCUCUUACCCGGAAUGAUAAGGCACAGUUAGAAUCACAUCUAACAAGACAACAUUCGCUGUCAAGUGACAUACUCCUAUGGGCAUUUGAGAAUAACAUUCAGCUUGAUACAGAAAUAGUACAACUCUUAAUAGAAAAUGGCGCAAAUAUCAAUGCAUGUGAUCAAUAUGGAUGGACAGUAUUAAUGGGAGCAGCCUCGAUGAACCAGAGUGCCAUGUGCCUGACUCUCAUAGAACUUGGUGCUGACGUUAACGCCCGCGUCAGUUACGGACAGACAGCGUUGGUUAUAGCUGCACAGCGAAAUCAUCUUGAUUGUUGCUGUGUGUUAAUAGAGCAUGGCGCUGAUGUGAACGCUACCGACCAAAGCGGCAAGUCUGCAUUGAUGUUUGCUGUUGAAAAAGGAUAG
This is a messenger RNA of Owenia fusiformis, 506 nucleotides long. The record is from the annotation of a GenBank genome assembly. NCBI's taxonomy places the organism in Eukaryota, Metazoa, Annelida, Polychaeta, Sabellida, Oweniidae.